Molecule: messenger RNA, 1580 nt
Organism: Benincasa hispida (wax gourd)
Lineage: Eukaryota; Viridiplantae; Streptophyta; Magnoliopsida; Cucurbitales; Cucurbitaceae
Product: alpha/beta-Hydrolases superfamily protein
Source: RefSeq, a predicted model, not a curated record
GGGUAAAAGUAUGAGCUCUGACUUUCCCUUUCGAUUAUGGUUAAACAAUUCCCGAAAGCUAAUCAUGUCAACUCCACAUGGCAUUCAGAUCCUCAGAACUUUUUAGAUGCCGUUCCUCUCUUUUCUUCGCUACUUUUCUCUCCAUACGCAACCUUCCGAAGAUAGCAACAACAAUUGCCAACACCCGCUCACAAUGCAUCGAUAAGGGAGGUUUGAGAGGAAAGAGGAGCUUCAGGAACGCGAUAAUGGCGCCGAGGAAGAAAUUACAAGGUGUCGAUGAUGAAUUGCAGAAAUUGCUUGAUGCUAAUAUGGAUGGCGUGGCCACCAGACGCCGAGCGCGGGAGGCGUUUAAAAAUAUUCAGCUCGGAGUUGAUCACAUUCUGUUCAAGACACCAAGCGACGGAUUGAAGAUGGAAGAGACAUAUGAAGUCAACUCCAGAGGGCUGAGUAUAUUCUCAAAAAGUUGGAUUCCAGAGACUGUCCGUCCUAAAGCAAUGGUGUGUUAUUGUCAUGGCUAUGGAGACACCUGCACAUUUUUCUUUGAAGGCAUUGCAAGAAAGUUAGCAUUGUCAGGAUAUGGCGUCUUUUCUAUGGAUUAUCCAGGAUUUGGUCUUUCAGAAGGUCUCCAUGGCUUUAUACCAAACUUCGACAGAAUUGUAGAUGACGUCAUCGAACAUUACUCGAAAGUGAAAGAGAACCCGGCGUAUAGUGCUCUCCCAAGCUUUCUCUUUGGGCAGUCUUUGGGGGGAGCUGUGGCUCUCAAGGUACACCUAAAACAACCUCGUUCAUGGAGUGGUGCAGUUCUUGUUGCGCCAAUGUGCAAGAUUGCAGAUGAUAUGGUUCCACCAUGGGCACUUGCACAAGUAUUGAUCGGAGUGUCUAAAUUCCUUCCAAAGUACAAGUUGGUUCCACAGAAAGAUUUGGCGGAGGCAGCUUUUAGGGACUUGAAGUAUAGAGAACUGACAGCAUAUAAUGUCAUUGCAUACAAACAUAAACCACGCUUGCAGACUGCAGUAGAGAUGUUGAAAACCACGCAAGAAAUAGAACGCAGAUUGAAAGAAAUUUCCCUGCCAUUAUUAAUCCUGCAUGGGGAGGCUGAUAUUGUAACCGACCCAUCCGUGAGCAAGUUGUUGUACGAGAAAGCGAGCAGUUCAGAUAAGAAAAUAAAACUUUACAAGGAUGCAUACCACUCUCUUUUAGAAGGUGAACCAGAUGAAGUGAUACUCGAGGUAUUUGACGACAUCAUCUCUUGGCUGGAUGAGCGCUGCAAGUAAUUGUUUUGGUGACUGACUUAUCGUCGUUCUUUCGUGUAUGAUUUGGUGAGGAAAAGGGAAGGGACAGAAAAUGCCAUGAAGAAGAGUUUGGAAAAUUAUGCUAUUAUGGGGCUUUGCAGCCUUAGGAAAAAACUGUCGAAGUAAUGUUUUAAUAAACUAUGAAUUGAACAGGUAGAAGCUUUGAAAUUAGACAUCAUUAUUUUUAUUUAAGGCUCAAUAAAUCUCAAUUGAUUGGGGUGAAAGUUGGAGGGAAUUAGUUCAAGAACCACCCUCAAGCUAUUAUUGAUUGAAGGGUUCUUUCUUUCA